Molecule: messenger RNA, 501 nt
Organism: Talaromyces atroroseus
Lineage: Eukaryota; Fungi; Ascomycota; Eurotiomycetes; Eurotiales; Trichocomaceae
Exons: 2
Coding region: 1-501 (166 amino acids)
Biological process (GO): ceramide biosynthetic process; ceramide catabolic process
Cellular component (GO): endoplasmic reticulum membrane
Source: RefSeq, a predicted model, not a curated record
AUGGCUGCGUCUCUUUUUCUCGUGGGAGUGGCUUCAUUCCUGUUCCAUGCAACUUUACGCCAGAUGGCCCAGUUUUCAGACGAUUUAUCGAUGUUAUUCCUUGCCGCAUCACUGAUUCAGCGUCUCUACUGCGCCAAGCAACCACAUUUCAGAGCCGGCGUCAUCACAGCUGUGAUAUAUGGAAUUACCUGCGCUGCAUCUGCGUUUUACGUCCAAAGUGGCAAUCUCAUGGUACACACCUCCCUGUUUGCCGCCAUGUUGACAUUCGUGUGGCCGCGUACUCUGUAUUUGAUCAGUCUCCAUGCCGGAUCUGCAGAGGCCAAGUCCAGGCUUUUUGGAAAGUUCAAAAGCGCCUAUCUCAGGGCUUGUCAGGAGUUGAGAAACCUUCGGAAAUCAGUAGGACUUCCCUGGGCUUGGCUUCUGGAACUGCAUGGCUGGUGGCAUAUCUUGACAGCUGUUGGUGCAGCGCAAUACAUGGAGCUGAUUAGCAACCUCUGUUAG